AUGGAUGAGAGCGUUGUGGAGCCCGCCAUUCCUGCCGUGACCUCUGGUGCCUUUGAGCUUGAUGACGACUUUGGAGGGCUGGCCUGCUCCCAAGGGCUCAUGACCAUCUGCGGGUUUGGCAGCCUGCUGAGCAAGACCUCCGCCCUGACCACCUUCCCCUCCCUGCAAAACUUCCGCACGGGCCUGCUGCGAGGGUGGCGCCGCGUCUUCACCCACCAGUGCGACAUCUUCUACGCGCGUGGCAUUGCGCGGCCGGAGACGGGUGAGGUCAGCAGCCUGUCUGUGGAGGAGCACCCCGGGUCCGAGAUUGUGGUGAGCCUGUUUGAGGUGGGGAGCGACCCCGCAUCCAUCGCCGCAUUCAUCGAGCGGGAGCACGAGUUCAGGUGGGUGGGCGUCUUGGCGGUGGUGUGCGCCCGGUGGGACGAUGCGCAGUACAGGCGCAGGCGCUGCCCGCCCGACGAGUGGCAGCGGCGGUACGGCAGGCACGGCGUGCAGCAGAUCUGGACAGACAAUGUGGUGCCCUGCCGCGUUUACCUCCGGCACUGCGUGCUGGCGGCGCAGCGGCUGGGCCCAGAGGCGCACGCCUCCUUCCUGGAUGGCACCGUUCUGUCGGAUAGAGCCACCACUAUCCGCGAGCAUCUGGCCGCCAACCCAGGCAUCAUGCAUGAGCUGCCUCCGUCCAGCCUGAUUGGGAGAUACAGCGGGUGA
Molecule: messenger RNA, 708 nt
Organism: Chlorella variabilis
Lineage: Eukaryota; Viridiplantae; Chlorophyta; Trebouxiophyceae; Chlorellales; Chlorellaceae
Exons: 4
Coding region: 1-708 (235 amino acids)
Source: RefSeq, a predicted model, not a curated record